AUGGUGACGUCACGCUACCCCGCGCCCAUACAGAGGCCGCACGCGCCCGCGCCGCCCAUGUACCGCGCGCCGCCCGCGCAGCCGCCGAGACCGCACCACGCGCAACACGUACAACACAUGAGACCCAACCUGUACUACCAUCACCACCAACGUAACGGCGGAGGAGGUUCGGAGCGUGUGACUGAGAGCGGGGAGGUGUCAGCGACUAUGGAGGAGGUCGGGGAGACGGUGACCGCCGUGGAGACGCCGUCCCCCGCCGAGGUGAAGGCCGAGUGA
Messenger RNA from Danaus chrysippus (African queen), 276 nucleotides. The record is from the annotation of a GenBank genome assembly. Lineage: Eukaryota; Metazoa; Arthropoda; Insecta; Lepidoptera; Nymphalidae.